Entamoeba dispar SAW760 is the source of this 663-nucleotide messenger RNA. RefSeq lists its product as uncharacterized. The record is from RefSeq and is a predicted model, not a curated record. Gene Ontology annotation, molecular function: protein binding. The transcript is spliced from 2 exons. The coding region runs from base 1 to 663 and encodes 220 amino acids. NCBI's taxonomy places the organism in Eukaryota, Evosea, Mastigamoebida, Endamoebidae.
AUGAUAUUUAUGUGUAUCAAAUUAACACUGAACAACCAUCUUCUUCAAAAUUUAUUAAAAAAUGAUGUAGAUCUUAUUGAAAUGGCUAAUAAUAAGUUAAUUACUGUAUCUUGUGAUGGAAUUGUUGCUAUUUGGGAACCUUCUCAUUUUAAUUUACUUCAAGUUAUGGGAUUACAAGUUCAAUCUACAGAACAAAAGAAACCUUUAUUUAAUAUUAAUUCCUUGUUAUCAUUCUCAAAGGAUAAUACUGUGACAUACUAUUUUGCUUAUGGUGGAUGGAUUGUUCAAAUGGAAGAAAAGAAUGACCAACUCAUUGAUGUAUCACCUAAAAGAAUAGACAACGUCUUUGCUUUGCCUUAUGGAAGAUAUAACGUUGAUGUCACUCAACUAAUCAAUGUUACUGGUUCUACUAUUUUAGCUAUUACAGCAGAAAGUGGCACAAUUUAUAUUCUUGAAAAUGUUAAAGAAAAAAAACAUGAUGUUCUUAAAUUCGUAGAAACCAGAAAAUUAAAUAGUAAAAUCACUGCUGUUCAUAUGCUUGAUGAUGAAGAUGGCUCAUUUAUUAUAACAACUAACGACGGAACAGUAUUAAUGUUGAAAGACUCUAUGAAGGAAAUGAAAAGAAGACAAGCAUUAUUUAUGAAUGAAAUGCAAGGAUUCUAA